Messenger RNA from Caenorhabditis remanei, 693 nucleotides. RefSeq lists its product as uncharacterized. The transcript is spliced from 4 exons. Bases 1 to 693 code for a protein of 230 amino acids. The record is from RefSeq and is a predicted model, not a curated record. NCBI's taxonomy places the organism in Eukaryota, Metazoa, Nematoda, Chromadorea, Rhabditida, Rhabditidae. Gene Ontology annotation, molecular function: protein dimerization activity.
AUGGAAGUUUCGAACUUCGUCUUCAAUAUACUCGAACAACUUCAAAAAGCUAAUGAUCAAAUUCGACAUCGUUUUUAUCAAACUGCUUCAGUUAUUAUUCCAAUAUUGAAAGUUUUACUCCACAAACUGACAAAUGUUGUGAACAACGGGGCAUCAGUCUCCGAACAGUUGAUUGGCCGCAAUGUGCUGAAUAAAUUGGAAACGGCAUCAAACAAUUCUCAGAAAAAUGUGGUUCUCAAAACUGCCACAUUUCUGGAUCCUCGUUUCAAAAACGAGUUUUUCUCAGAAUGUCACAAGAACUACAUGAUCCACCAUUUCAAAGCCCGCUUUGAUAAAGUGAUCAAGGAAGAGGUUCUUACCGAGGAAACGACAGAUUUCGAUCAGUUCGUUCAAGUGAAGAGCAGCACAUCACCUUCCGAACCGAAAAUCGUGUGCCUUGAAAAAGAAAUCGAGGCUUAUCUCUGUAAAGAUACAAACUCCAAAACCGAUCCAACAGAUUUCUGGAUGCAGAAUCAAAGCCAGUUGCCAAUCCUGAAGUCUCUUGCUUCAGAGUACUUGCCGAUUCCAGCGUCUGCUUCAGGGACGGAAAAGUUGUUUGAAGACGGACAAAAAAUGAUUUCGAAGGGCUUUAUUAGUGGUAUACGAGAUGAUUUUAUCUUUUGUUCAGCCAACAUUGCUGGCUAUGGAUGUUGA